Messenger RNA from Botrytis byssoidea, 3252 nucleotides. RefSeq lists its product as uncharacterized. Gene Ontology annotation, cellular component: nucleus. The transcript has 2 exons. The record is from RefSeq and is a predicted model, not a curated record. The coding region runs from base 1 to 3252 and encodes 1083 amino acids. Gene Ontology annotation, biological process: maturation of 5.8S rRNA; RNA catabolic process. Gene Ontology annotation, molecular function: ATP binding; RNA binding; RNA helicase activity. Lineage: Eukaryota; Fungi; Ascomycota; Leotiomycetes; Helotiales; Sclerotiniaceae.
AUGGAUGACUUAUUUGACGCCUUCGAUGACAAGCCCCAAACAGCUGCUCCCAGCAGGACUAAAAAAGCAAAGAAAGACAAGAAAGAUCGCAGCAAGAAGAGAAAUGCCAAUGGAGAUGUAAAGCCAAUUGCUGAUGCGCAAGAUGUGGAUGCUGAGAUGGUAGACUCCGAGGAGCCAGCGGUCGAAGCAGAUGUAGAGGAAGAAGACAUCGAAGAAGAUGACGAAAUUAAAGAAGCAAAGAAGGACGCUAAACGACGCAGAAAAGACACAGAAGCCGAUCCGGUAGUUACAGAUACAUUCGAGACAGCACAAUCGCGAGAGCUAGCUGCUUCAGCAGGAUUACAAGGUGCCCCAGAAGAAACAGCAUUGGUUCUACAGCACAACAUUCAACAUCAAGUUUCUUUACCUCCCGAUUACGAAUAUAUUCCAAUAUCGCAGCACAAAGCUCCUGCCGAACCCGCUAGAACUUGGCCUUUCGAAUUAGAUCCUUUCCAGAAAGUUGCUAUUGCAUCAAUUCAAAGAAAUGAGAGUGUACUGGUAUCGGCGCAUACUAGUGCAGGAAAAACUGUCACAGCAGAAUAUGCGAUUGCGCAAUGUCUCAAAAACAACCAGAGAGUCAUUUACACGAGUCCUAUUAAAGCUUUGAGUAAUCAGAAAUAUCGAGAAUUUACUGCGGAUUUUGGAGAUGUUGGUUUAAUGACUGGAGAUGUUACAAUUAACCCAACCGCGACUUGUCUGGUUAUGACGACCGAGAUUUUAAGAUCUAUGUUGUAUCGAGGAUCUGAGAUUAUGCGUGAAGUCGCUUGGGUUGUCUUUGAUGAGAUUCAUUAUAUGAGAGAUAAAUCCAGAGGUGUGGUUUGGGAAGAAACGAUCAUCUUGUUACCAGACAAGGUCAGAUAUGUCUUUUUGUCUGCGACUAUUCCUAAUGCUAUGCAAUUUGCUGAAUGGAUCACGAAAACUCACAACCAGCCAUGUCACAUUGUUUACACCGAUUUCAGACCUACCCCUCUACAACACUACUUCUUCCCAGCUGGUGCAGAUGGUAUACAUUUGAUUGUUGAUGAGAAGGGAAACUUCAGGGAGGAUAACUUUUCAAAGGCUAUGGCAACAAUAGAGGAUAAGAAAGGGGCUGAUCCAGCAGACAUCAACGCGAAACAGAAGGGGCGUGGAAAGGAUAAGAAGACCAAUAAGGGUGCCAACAAGGAAGGUUCGGAUAUUUACAAGAUUGUCCGAAUGAUCAUGUUGAAGCAUUACAAUCCUGUCAUCGUUUUCAGUUUCAGUAAGAGAGAGUGUGAGGCAUAUGCAUUACAGAUGAGCUCCAUGGCUUUCAACGAUCAAUCCGAAAAAGACAUGGUUUCAAAGGUCUUUGAGAGUGCAAUCGAGUCUCUCUCGGAAGAGGAUAGGACCCUACCGCAAAUUCAACACAUCUUACCAUUGUUGAGACGUGGUAUCGGUGUGCAUCAUUCUGGACUUCUUCCUAUCCUCAAGGAAACCAUAGAAAUCUUGUUCCAGGAGAAUCUGAUCAAGGUUCUUUUUGCUACAGAAACUUUCUCUAUUGGUCUGAAUAUGCCUGCCAAGACUGUAGUAUUCACUAGCGUCGAGAAGUUUGAUGGUGAGAAGAUGCGAUACCUGACGCCAUCCGAGUUCGUGCAAAUGUCAGGUCGUGCUGGUCGUCGUGGUCUUGAUGAUAGAGGUAUUGUCAUUAUGAUGAUCAAUGACAAGAUGGAGCCAGAGAGUGCCAAGACAAUUGUUCGUGGAGAGCAGGAUAAGCUUAAUUCAGCUUUCUACCUUGGUUAUAACAUGAUUCUUAACUUGAUGCGUUUGGAAGGAAUUUCACCAGAGUUUAUGCUGGAACAUUGUUUCUACCAAUUCCAGAACACUUCAAGUGUUACUGUUCUCGAAAAGGAACUUCAAGACUUGCAAAUUGCGAGGGAUGAAGUUCAAAUUCCAGACGAAGCAACAAUUAAAGAUUACUACGAUCUUCGACAACAGCUUACCACAUACACCAAGGACAUGCGUGAUGUUAUCAAUCACCCUAACUACUGUCUUCAAUUCAUGCAACCAGGACGGGUUGUUCACAUCAAACAUCAAGAUCAUGAUUUCGGCUGGGGAGCAGUUGUGAAGUUUACAGCAAGACGACCUGCUAAAGGAUCUGCUCAAGAAUUCCCUCCACAACAAGCAUACAUCCUUGAUGUGCUUCUGCAAGUUUCUUCGGACAGUACAGUUACUACACAAACACAAAGUGACUUGCCAUUAGGCAUCACACCACCUGCUGUAGGCGACAAAGGCAAGAUGGAAAUUGUUCCUGUACUUCUGUCAUGUGUUGAAGCCAUCGGCCAUGUUCGUAUAUUCCUUCCAAAGGAUCUUCACCCAGCCAAUGAACGAAAUCAAGUACGUAAAUCUCUCGAGGAAGUCAAACGUCGUUUCCCAGAUGGUAUCGCAGUGCUUGACCCAAUCGAGAAUAUGGGCAUUACAGAUGAUUCCUUCAAGAGACUUCUUCGCAAGAUUGAAGUUCUUGAAUCUCGUCUACUCUCGAACCCCCUCCACAACUCACCCCGUCUCCCAGAUCUCUAUAAUCAAUAUGUUGGCAAACUCGAAUUGACCAAACAAAUUAAAGAGAAGCGUAAGGCUAUUGCUUCUGCAUUGAGCAUCAUGCAACUCGAUGAGCUCAAGUCACGCAAACGUGUUCUACGUCGUCUCGGCUUCAUCAACGAACAAGAAGUCGUGGAGCUAAAGGCUCGUGUUGCAUGUGAAAUCUCAUCCACAGGCGAUGGUCAUGAACUUCUUCUUUCCGAACUCCUUUUCAAUGGUUAUUUCAACGAUUUGACUCCGGAAAUGUGCGCCGCCGUUCUGUCGGUUUUCAUCUUUGAAGAAAAGAGUCAAUGUCCUCCACUUAAAGAGGAAUUGGCUGCUAAAUACAGGGAAAUUCAAGCUCAAGCUAGGAUCGUCGCAAAGGUUACCGCGGAGAGUAAAUUGAAGAUGAAUGAGGAAGAAUACGUGACUAGUUUCAAGUGGCAACUAAUGGAAGUUGUUUACGUCUGGGCACAAGGAAAGAGUUUUGCAGAGAUCUGUAAAAUGACCGACGUCUACGAAGGAUCUCUGAUCCGACUCUUCCGUCGACUUGAAGAACUCCUCCGACAAAUGGCUCAAGCAGGAAAAGUCAUGGGCUCAGAUGACAUUUCAAAUAAAUUCGACGAGUCGCUUAAGAAAAUUAGGAGAGAUAUUGUUGCGGCGCAAAGUUUGUAUUUGUAG